This is a messenger RNA of Melanaphis sacchari, 1100 nucleotides long. It is a transcript of the gene eIF2Balpha, whose product is annotated as translation initiation factor eIF-2B subunit alpha. The record is from RefSeq and is a predicted model, not a curated record. Gene Ontology annotation, cellular component: eukaryotic translation initiation factor 2B complex. NCBI's taxonomy places the organism in Eukaryota, Metazoa, Arthropoda, Insecta, Hemiptera, Aphididae. Gene Ontology annotation, biological process: translational initiation. The transcript has 8 exons. The coding region runs from base 205 to 1074 and encodes 289 amino acids. Gene Ontology annotation, molecular function: translation initiation factor activity; DNA binding; guanyl-nucleotide exchange factor activity.
AUUGUUUAUAAUUAAAAUAUUUUUAUUUUUUAUCUUCACGCUAAGCUAUAUCAGCAACUAAGUUACAUUAAGUUAAUUUUUUUUGUUGAUGUCAUAACUUGUCAACGAUACCUAUACUUUUUAUAAAAUAAAAGUUAUUUAAAAUAAUAGUGUGUUUUUAUAAUUAAUACUUUAAUAGAGGUAUCUCAAUAUUUUAGUAAUAUUAUGGAAAAAGAGUCUGAUAUAAGUGCUAGUAUAGCAGCAAUUACAACACUAUUAAAAUUAUUGGAACAUGAUAAAUCUGAAACUGUACAAGAACUUGAUUUUAAUUUGCAAUCUGCAGUUGAAGUAAUUACAAACACUAGUUUUCGUGUAACUGGUGUAUCUUCUGGAUGUGCAUUAUUUAUGCGAUUUAUAACAUUUGCUAAGUUAGAUAAUAUUACUUUUGCGGAAUGUAAAAAAGUCAUGUUGGAUCGAGGAAAGGUAUUUUUGAAGAAACUUACCGAUGCAAGAAAUAAGGUUGCCAAAAUUACUCUUCCUUUCUUUGUUGAUGGCACUAAUAUCUUGACACAUUCAAAAUCUAGAGUAGUGUUAGAAGCCAUGAAAUUAGCUGUGAAUUCACAAAAAAGAUUUCAUGUUUUUGUAUCAGAAUCAUCUCCAGAUAAAAGCGGAAUUGAAAUGUAUAAUUGUUUGAAAGCACUUGAUAUUCCUUGCACAUUGAUAUUAGAUUCUGCUGUUGGUUAUAUCAUGGAAAGGGUCGAUAUGGUUAUGGUUGGAGCUGAAUGCGUCGUAGAGAGUGGUGGAAUCAUUAAUAAGAUUGGAAGUUGUACUAUGGCUAUUUGUGCUAAAGAAUUCAAAAAACCAUUUUAUGUGCUAACAGAAAGUUAUAAGUUUUCACGGAUGUAUCCUCUAAAUCAAAAAGAUUUACCUAAUAAUUUCAAAUACACUGGAAACAGUUCAAAUGAUGAUCAUUUAUUAAAUGCUCAUCCUUCUGUGGAUUAUACUCACCCGUCAUACAUCAGUUUACUUUUUACUGACCUUGGAAUAUUGAUGCCAUCAGCUGUAAGUGAUGAAUUAAUAAAACUCUACUUGUAAAUUUACAAUAUAUUUGUUAUGUUAAC